Messenger RNA from Armigeres subalbatus, 6497 nucleotides. Its product is annotated as sodium-dependent transporter bedraggled-like. Gene Ontology annotation, biological process: sodium ion transmembrane transport. NCBI's taxonomy places the organism in Eukaryota, Metazoa, Arthropoda, Insecta, Diptera, Culicidae. The record is from RefSeq and is a predicted model, not a curated record. The coding region runs from base 1335 to 6125 and encodes 1596 amino acids. Gene Ontology annotation, cellular component: plasma membrane. The transcript has 10 exons.
AGUCCAGCAGCAGCAGCAGUCGGUCGCUCCUCUUCCAGCCAGGCAGUUCUAUGGCUUAAGUGCGGGUCCGGAUUUGGCAAAGCGCACGGUUUUUCCUCGUUUUUGGAACGGUUCCUUAGUUCGUGAGUGGAAAGGAUUGGUUUUUGAUUCGCGGAUUUUUCCCAAACAGUUACUGGGAUAAUCACAUCCAGAAGUCGUCGACGUGGUGCGUUUCGGUCGUUGUCGGGCGACGUGUUCAAGACAACAAAAAAAGAACUGCACAAAGCCCAUUGAAGGCUACUUGGAUGUGUGACUUUUGCGGAACAACAAGAAAUUAAUAAUUCCCAAAAAUUGCGGGCCGUGUCUUCGUGGUGAGUUAACCGAAAGAAAAAAUCCGCCAGCUUGUAGGUUGUCAUUGUGGUUGCGAUCAUCGAGCAACGGAACGCGAUCUUUCAGAAAAUAACAGAACCGAAAGAAAUAAAGUACGAUCAAGUAGUCUUCAGCAGAAUAGUGAAACCGAAAGAGGCAAUCGAUCUUUAACGAUCGCUUCGAGAUUGAGCAGCUGGUUGGCCUGGAAUAUCAACGACCUUUCAGCCGCCGACGUCGUACCUAUUCAGUGUGUGUUGGUUGGCUUCCUAUGCCGCUGUACACAUCGCGGUUGUGCUGUUGAAGUUGGGGUGCUUUGAUUCGCCGAAGAUCAGGUUUUUCCUGCUUCGCGGCAAGUGCGCGGUACUCUUCGGGAUUGUGAAAACAUACACAGAAUACGGUCACCAAGUGGGAUGAUUGUUUUGUGCAGUGACAAAAAAGAUCGUCGGAAAAUUCGUUCGACAAGUGCAACAAAGUAGGCUUUCGUAACCAAAAGAAGUUAACCGAAUCAACGAAGAAGCCGGGCUACUGUGUGUGGUGUGUGGUGACCGAAUUCCGAAUCGCGAGAGUGCGGAGAAAAAGUGCGAUCACCAGUGAAAGAUUAAAAGCGCUUACAUCCCGUCUUAGAAGGGCACUUAGCCAGGCCUAUAGGCCCCGGUUACUGUGAUGAAUCAGCGCCAGUCGAAAAGGAAAUGAGUCGUCAGCGUUGUUGAUGGCGCUUUUGCACGGAUUUUCUCCGGUUGCAGCCAAUUGAGGAUCACCUUGCAGUAGCAGAGUAUACGGCGAGAAAGACGACCACAGCGAUUACUUGGCAGGUGAAUCCGGAGCGGGAGUGAAAUUCCUACGGCACAGCAAACUCAUCAACAAGAUGACGCGACCUGCCACAAUAACAGAUCUGUUAUUUUCCGACAGGCGCCAAAUGUCGCACUCCGGCUGCUAAAUUAUCCACCAAUCGACGAAGACAGCUGCAUUCAACUGUGGAAUAAAACAUGGGAUCCAUCGAUGAUAGCGGCGGCAGCCUCAGCAAUGCACCUCACUAUUGCACCCUUCGCAUAAACAAGACCAAUUCGAGCGGGAACGCUAAUGGCCACUGCGAUGGCCAACCGGGUGAGAAAGACGCCGGUGCCAGUCGAGAAUCCGACGUCACUCGACUUGGUCAGUUCUGUACGAUCCGAGGUCCCCCCAAGGGAAGGACGCCAGCGACUAUGGGCAACACAUCCUCAGUUGCGGAAGGCGAGGACACCCGUGGUGAGCUGGACCGGAGUUUGCUGUACGAAGAAAAUAUGUGUACGUUCGAAAACAUUUGCGAGAGAAGCUUGGAAGAUCGCGGUGAAGACGUGGAAACUGGGGGUGAAGGGAUCGGAAAUUUCUGCACGCUUCGGAAGAAGCGAUCCGCAGGGCAGAAAGUGGAGGAUCAAUUAAAUGGUGAUUCUGGUGGUAGUGAUCGCGGUAAUGGGGAAGGUGGUGUGCGGGAAACAUCUCUCGUGGAAGGGGAGGCCGCGAAUCCUCCCGUCGGGAGCUACUGCACCAUGAAGAAGAAAAAGCUAAAGUUGAAUCAGAAAUUUGUGGAAAGCUUCUUGGAAGAUCCAAACGCCAAGCUUCACGACUAUCUGUCCGAGUUGGAUGCGUACUUGGAUGAGAUUGAUGGUUUAGAUUUCGAGGGGUUGUCCUCCGAUGAUGACGAAACAGUGGGGACUGAUGAAGUGGCAAAAGAAGAAAUCGUGGAAGAAAAUAAUUACGCGGUGGAAAAAGUAGAAGAAACGAGUGCUCAGCCUUCGGAUUCGUUCCGUUACAUCGAUAUUGAAAAUUUCUGCACCCUUCCGAAGAGGAAGCGGGUGCAGUUUUUGAAUGCAUUCCAGAGAGCAUGUCCUCUGCGGAGGACCAUUGCGGCCUCCGGUCAGCACAGCAGCAAUAAAGAAACCGACACCAAAUUGCGUCCGCAUCGGGCAGAAGUGAUCGCCGAAGUGGAUGAAUCAUCAUCAUCGUCAGCCGCUGCGACGGCUGCUGCCGCCGAUCGUGACUCAGUAGGCGCUGAAAAUGGAAACUCCAGAGAACGUUCACGAUCCAUCACGCAUCAAUCAGAACCUACUUCAACGGAAACUCUCGACCGUCGCCCUCGGCGCGCCUCAACAUGGCUACGCAACUCAAUGCGCAAAACUCGCCCAAUAACACUGCCAGAUCAUCAUUUCGAUCCCCCGGAAACUCCACAGAAUGCCUCCCCUGACGACAGUAUUAACGCAUCACUCAGCACUGUGUGCACAGACCUCGCCAGCAUGCCUCACCAUGAUCAGCAAGAAUCUCUCCACUCGCACGAAGACUACAACGAACUCAGCUCCAUCACGACCCUUCCCGCAUCGGAAUUGGAUCCUCCGACGCAGGAAACCAUAACCACUGAGUCCUAUCAACAGACUGAACCAUCUCCGCCGUCCACCCCACUGCCCAGUGCCCCCAUCACCGAGGAGGAUCUCAUCCCCUACUUCGUGUCGGCCUCACUCCACGAUCGAACGGUAGACCUGCCACCUCCUCCCCCGCUGGAAACGAACCUGGACAGCCCGACACAGAUGAACCGCCCACGGCAAACCGGACGACGUUCCGAGGUGCGACCCCGCGUGGUAGCGAUCACAGCCGAACGGGACGCCCUCACCAACCAGCUGAUCAUUCGAACCAGCACAAGCCCAAACCAACGAAUCGGUAGCAACGGCUCGUCGUCAUCAUUCCGCCAGCAGCAGCGCCCUAACGCACAUCACAACCAUCGCCAACAAUCGGCUCAUCACCAUCAUCAACAUCACCACCACCAUCACAAUCGAUACGGCGGGAUGGGAUCGGAAACGAGUUCCAUCGGUUCGUCGCGGAAUCCGAGCCCGGUGUCGCUGCUGUCAACGACCACGUUCAGUUCGAUUGCGUCCGAAAGGCCCCACUCAAGGCCAAGCGACGAUGGCUCAAGGCGCGGUGGCGGUGACGUAACGAGUCUGGCCAUCGGAACGGAAUCGACGAUGACGGCAGCCAACACCGGUACCAAUGCGGCCACCACUCGGAACGGGUCGCUCCACUCAACGGCGAUUACCAUCGGGAACCACGCUACAGUGGACGACGAUUCCGACUCUUCGGAUGACGAUGAAUCGGUUCCGGAAAUGGACCGAAAUGGACGGCCGAAACCGCAGUGGCCGCAUAUGCUGUCCCGGGCGAUGGCGUGCAGCUUCUGUACGCUCGGUUUGUUCAACAUGUCCCGGUUCGCCAUCUUCAGUAUUCACUUCGGUGCGAAUUUCAUCGUGCAGUUUCUAAUAUUUUCGUUCCUGUUCGGAAUUCCGAUGCUGUGGCUGCAGAUGGUGCUCGGUUCGAGGGUGCGGGGUGGACCGGUGACGAUGUGGCGAAUCAGCCCGAUCUGCAAGGGCAUUGGGAUAGCGCUGAUCCUGGCGCAAGGAUUAAUUUCACUCUACUCGGCCAUCUCACUCAGCUGGGUGCUAGUCUACUUCCGGGAUUCGUUGGUAUCCCGAAGCGAAAAAUACCGGUGGCAGGAGAUAUUCGAAAUGUAUAGAGGACCUGGAAAUCAAUCGUUCCGGCUGUCGGAUACGGUUGCGGAUUACUUCAAUGGCGUUGUGCUUCAGAGGCAUCAACUUGGUCCGGGGGUUCGCGGGACCAACGGCAUCGGAGCGGUGCGUUUCCAAUUGGCAUUCAAUUUGGCUAUCUUGUGGACUUUUGUGUUUGUGGUGUUGUGCAAAGGAAUUCGUUCGUUCGGAAAGAUAGUGAUUGGAGUGUUUAGUUGCGGCUUCAUCGGUCUCAUAGCCGUUACCUCGAAAUUUCUUUCGAUGGUUAAUUACGACAGUAUAAAAAAUGUGUUUCCCGCUACAGAUUGGGCGGACUUCUUUAUCAACUCCAAGAGUUGGAUGAGUGCAGCGCAGGAAACAUUUCUGACGUGGGGUCUGUUGGGAGUUUCGGUGUAUUCUAUAAGCUGCCGAACCAAUCGGAAGGGUGGAUCAAGGAGGAGUAAACGCGAGCUGCGACGAGAUGCCUUGCUGGUUGUGGUAGUGACGCUCACCGGGCUGAUGCUGGCUGCCGCUUUUGGAAGUGCUUGCGUGCAGAUUUUGAAUAAUCGAGGAUAUUACUACUUUCCCGGAUCGUAUGAAAACAUAGGCACGGACAUCUUCCUGCUGCCGGCAGAUCAGCCUCUGCCGCCACAGCACGCCAACAUGCCCACCAAGUGGCUCAUCCGCUACUCGAUGGUUCUUGGUGAAAGUUUCAAACGACCGUACGCCAACCCCCACCAGGAAAGUGGCUACCAGGUGCUCCGUCUGGUGACGGAACUGUUCCCCUCGACGCUGGCCGCCGCUACCCAAGAACACAUCGCCCCCAUUUGGAGUCUGCUCGGCUUCCUGACGCUGCUGAUGUUCGGACUGGGACAGCUGUGCGCCAUGUGGAAACCGAUAGCCGGUGCGAUUGGUGACUCGCCGUCAUCGAUUGUGCUCAGCUGCGUGACCGGAUUGUUUAUGGGCAUACCGCUGGCCACCGAGAGUGGCAUCACGAUCAUCCACUAUCUGGACAUGGUGCUCGGAGGAGCGUGGUGGUUGCUGCUGCUGUGGAUAGGGCAUAUUUUGGCCAUAUUUCUGGUGCGUGGGAGACCUUUGACCAGUGAUAUAUUGGUGAACGAUCUAUGGUUGGGCCAAACUUUUUCUGCAUUUAUUGCGUUCGCGUGGAACUUCCUGUUGCCGAUUGGAAUGAUCUUUUUGUGUAUCAUGGAAUAUCGUGUUUCCAACUCGAACUCGUUGUUUAACUGGAAGCAUGGAGGGUAUUGGCCAUUGUGGGCUCGACAAAUUGGCGGAUUCAUUCAGGUCGCCUUUCUAUUAUUGGUUCCUGUGGUGACGGUGAUACAAAUUUAUCGUUACCUGAGCAAGGGACCUCCGGAUAUUCUGGAUCGAUUUGAUCUUCUACUAAGGCCAACUAUGGGAUCCCGUGAUGGAACUUCGAAUGGCAACAACAGUAGAAUGCAAUAUACGCGUCGACCAGCGCCGCCACUUCCGGUGCGUACCAUCAAUUCUGGUUCGACGAUGAUUUCACUCGAAUCGAGGCCACCCCAGGACGAUGCACCGCCCAAGUAUACACCACCUCCGUCCUAUACCACGGCCACCGGUGCCAGAAUUGCAAAAAUGUUGCGUAACAGCAUCCGUCGCAGUGUACGAAGGAUCAUAGGCGAAUCGAGUGGCAACCGUCAGCGAGCUCCCAUCCCAGUGCACAGUUCUGCUAAUCCCGCUGGCGACGAACUGCCCCCUCCGGAUUACUCCACUAUUCUGUCGAACCACACGCUGCCAUCGGGUAACACUGUUUCGCUUCCCCCGUCCGGGCUUGAAAUGGGUCCUCGAGUUCUGUACAACAGCGAAACUCUUAGCGGUCGUCGCCGCCAUCGGUCGUUGACGACCGGCAACGGAACGCAACAUCAGCUUCCGCAGCAAAACCUGACCGCAAACGAUGUUUUACAAAUCCUUCGUCCGGUGACCAGCAGUCACAACAGUAACGCAAUGCCCGCCGACGAGCCGUCAUCUCUGAACCGAACGCCUUCGUUCGCCGUGGCAGCAACAGCCGCCAUCGGAUACGGUAACGUUGAUCUAGUGGUGAGAAAUUCCCUCUCGCGGCGCCAUUCGGUCGGAGGAUCAGUCGAGAACUUAGUGCUGGGAGCUGCACCCAUUGGCGAUUCCAGCAUUAUAACCCUUGCGGUGGACGAUAACGACGACGACUACGCCCGAAAUGACGCGGAACGACGCCGGAAUGGUAACGAUUCUGUGAUAUGAAAUUGAGGAAGAGUCCCCGUAGCGGGCAUUCGUAUUGUGCAUUACUGUUAGGAAACCAUAAUUACGCUUCAGGUGUUUUCAACAUAGAAUAUGAUCUACUUUGCGCUUGUAGCCGAACCCGCGAGCACAUAAUUUCGUCCUACACAUUUCACUUACUUCAAACAAAUGACUCACAAUAAUUUAUUCGUAGAUAACGCAAAAAGGAUUAAUCGCUUUCAAUUCACGCGUGAUGUAGACUAGGGUUCAGCGUAGUGUAAAUUUUGGUUGAGAUGACAUUGAAUGACGACGAUAAAUAAGUAGAAUGUAGCUUUUAGUGAUGUAAUGCAAACUUCACCCCGUCCGAUAUAAGAAUCGAUUUUGUAAUAUGAGUAU